AUGUCCCACUCACCGGUGCGCAACAUCAGAGACAAGAGCAUCCGCGCCUGUGACGGCUGCCGGCGCAUGAAGGUCAAAUGCGUGGACAAGGAGACGCCGCCCUGCAGGCGGUGUAAGGCGAACCGCGUCGAAUGCAAGUUCAACCUCACGCCUGGGAUACCAGAGCCCGAGGCGAGCCCGGACGAGCGGCUGCGCGCGCUCGAGGCGCAGAUCGCCGGCUUGCGUGAAGAGAUGGCAACGCUCGUCCGUGGGACCGGUGGUACUGCGGGGUUCGCGCCGGCGAUGGCCAUGACCCCCGACGACGAAGAGGACCACGAGCACAUCGUGCGCGUAGUGCAUGCUCCCGAGGCGGCCGCGGGCAGCGAGGAGGACGAUGAGGAGGUCGUCGCGCCACUGCGGGCCGAGGACGUCGACCGUCAUCAAGCCUCGCCAGGCCGCAAGCGCAAGCGCACAGCGUCCCCUUCGCCGUCUGCCCGGCUACCCGCAGCGCCGAACCCGGAACAAGCCGACGCCGGCGUCGCGGACCCGGUGUCCGCGGGGUUCUGCACCGAGGCCGAGGCGCGGCGCCUCUUCGACCGGUUCAUGAAGCAUGCCCACGCGUUCGUGCCCGUCCUCGACCCGGCGCGGGACACGUUCGAGCGACUCCGGGCCAAGCCGUUCGUCCUCACUGUCAUCCUGUUGACUUCCGCACAGGUCGAGGACGCGUACCGCGCCCCGAGCGCGCUGCAGGUCCAGUGCCGUGCGUUGGCACAGUCGAUGUCCAACGCCACGCUGUUCUCGGCGCAGGCGAGCCUGGACACGGUACAGGCCAUGGUCACGCUCGGCUCGUGGUCCGACCUGUCGUGGCGGCCUAUCAGCUAUGCCCUCAGCUUGGGCUCCGAGAUGGGGCUGUACAAGUGUCUCCCGCACCUCAUCCGGACGGGGCUAGGCGCCGGCCGCACGAGGGCACAGGCCGAGUCUGACCGGCCGGCGGUGGACGGCGCGCGGGUGUGGAUGGCUCUGCAGAAGAUGCGCCUCGAAAUUGCGUUCAACGAGGGCCGGCCGGUGCCGUUCGUCGACGAGCCGCUUGACAAGCUGCGGUCGCUCCUCCGUCAUCCGUUGGCGGACAUCAACGACAGCCGGAGCAUCGUGGCCAUCGAGUUCCUGCAGCCGCGGGUGCCCCUGCACCACGUGUGGACGCCGGACGAGGGCGACUGCCUCCCCACUGCCGAGAUCGCGCGCGUCAACGAUACGUUCGAGAGCCGCUUCCACUACUGGUCGAGCUAUUACGCGCGCGCCGGCCUGCCGCGCGACCACUUCCUCUUCCUCCAGCUCGAGUGCCAGCGGUCGCAUGCCAUCCUCCACACCAACAUCAAGCUCCUGCGCGGCGUCCGCUCGCGUACCGACGUGCGCCUCAUGUCCAAGGACCGGCGCGAGAUCCUCGUGACGGCGCUUCAUGCGGCCGACUUUGUGGUCACAGAGUUCGUGCACGGAAGCCAGGGCGCACACGCCGAGUGGGGGAACCGGUACUUCCACAUCGCGACAGUGUUUGCGGCCCGCGCACUGCUGCGCCUCGCCACCCUCCUGCCCGAACAUGUAGACCUGCACCGCGUCGGCGGCGACCUCGACGCGCUGGUCGGAAAGCUCCCGUGGCUGCCCGGCUACCCGUUUGCCUCGCUCAUGAGCAAGAUUAUCCGCCGCGCACGCCGGAACGGCGCCCUGCCGUGGCCUCUGGGCGGCACUACGCCUGGAGCGCCGGACACGGGGGUGACCCCCAGCGACGUGCCGUCGGCGUCAGAGGCAAGCGACCCGUUCGACCUCUUCUCGAUGGAUAACCUGUUCCCGCUGUUCGAUCUCAGCCAGCUGUCAGAGGAUUCAGAGGUGAACCUCGACGGGCAGGACUGGUUCGACGCAGUCCGCAUGCCCGACCUCCCCGCCACCGCGGUGUAA
Molecule: messenger RNA, 1929 nt
Organism: Vanrija pseudolonga
Lineage: Eukaryota; Fungi; Basidiomycota; Tremellomycetes; Trichosporonales; Trichosporonaceae
Product: Protein priB
Exons: 16
Coding region: 1-1929 (642 amino acids)
Biological process (GO): regulation of DNA-templated transcription
Cellular component (GO): nucleus
Molecular function (GO): DNA-binding transcription factor activity, RNA polymerase II-specific; transcription cis-regulatory region binding; zinc ion binding
Source: RefSeq, a predicted model, not a curated record